Molecule: messenger RNA, 786 nt
Organism: Penaeus indicus
Lineage: Eukaryota; Metazoa; Arthropoda; Malacostraca; Decapoda; Penaeidae
Product: caspase-2-like
Exons: 3
Coding region: 1-786 (261 amino acids)
Biological process (GO): proteolysis
Molecular function (GO): cysteine-type endopeptidase activity
Source: RefSeq, a predicted model, not a curated record
AUGUUUACCAAGAAAGCAACAAAUAAGAAAACCGAUGAAACUGGCUUUCUAACACCAGCCGCCUCAAACUCGGUACAACUUAAAGUGCCCACACGACAGUUUAACGUGAGACAUGCAGCGGAAAUUAAAGGAGGUGCUGAUGUGUACAAGAUGGAUAAAGAGGCACGAGGCUUUGUUCGCAUCUUCAACUUCAGUUCUUUUGAGGACAGAUCCGACCUGAACCUUCAGCAACUCGACUACGAUGCUCGCAUUAUGUCAGAUGUAUUUGAUAACAUGGGAUACAUGUGUAAAACACACUCGUCACUCACGGCUCAGCAAACUAAGGAAGUCCUGAAAAGUAUUCGGGAUGCUGAUGAGCUAACAGACGUCGGAUGUGCAAUAUUUGUCAUUUCUGGUUAUAGUGUAAAUGGCAGGAAAGUUCUUACGUCUGACAUGAAAUCUGUAGACAUCGACUAUAUCUUAAAUCUCUUUAAAGAUUCGGAAUGUCCUCAGCUCAAAAACAAGGCCAAACUUUUCAUCUUUAACUUGUACAAGCUGAAUGAAGUGAUCACGACUUCAAGCAGUGAAACUCUAAAAGUGAUGAGGGUGGCAGAUCCCCUUAACGACAUGGCUUGUAUCUAUUCCAGCAACAUUGGUUUCAACUGCAUCCCGAAUGGGAAAGGAACAGCUUUCAACUGGUGUUUGUGUCGCACUUUGGCAGAUUAUGCCGCUGAUCAGGAACUGUGUGAUUUUUACAGAGAAUUCCUGAAAUAUUAUAACGAGAGCUCUCCUACUUUCUCACCCUGA